UAGUUUACAUCACUUUUUCGUGCAAAGUAUACUCUUUGACAUUCUGACAGCUAAAGUAACGUAGGAGAAGCUUAUGUUUUUUUUUGCAAAUAUUGGUAUUUUAUACUUUUUUCAAUUUAAUAAACAAAAAUAAAAUUACAUAUUGUUUUUCCAAAUUACUGAAAUAAUAGAAGUUUUGUGUGUGUAUUUAUAUUUCUUGUUAUUUAUUAUGUUGCAAAUGUUUGCACAAAAUUAAUACAUAUGUUGAAUGAUUAAAAAUACCGUGUAAAUUUUCCUGUAGUACGUGUGCGUGUUGUGUAUAUAAAAGUGUAAAAGAUAUCUACGACAUUGUAAGUGAAUGAUAAUAAAUAAGCUUUCAACUCAUGGCCUUAAGGAAAAAUAUUGCCUAACAAAUUAAAAUGGACACAUUCGAUGUCACCGAUAAAAACAGCUGGUAUUUUGGACCUAUGUCGCGUCAAGAUGCUACUGAAGUGUUAAUGAAUGAACGUGAGCGAGGAGUAUUCUUAGUACGUGAUAGUAAUUCAAUAGUAGGCGAUUAUGUUUUAUGCGUAAGGGAGGACACCAAAGUUAGUAAUUAUAUUAUAAAUAAAAUACAGCAAAAUGACCAAAUAGUUUAUCGCAUUGGAGAUCAAUCAUUUGAAAACUUACCAAAACUUUUAACAUUCUACACAUUACACUAUUUGGAUACAACACCAUUACGCAAGCCAGCUCAAAAAAAAAUAGAACGAGUUGUGGGGAAGUUUGAUUUUGACGGCAGUGAUCAGGAUGACUUACCAUUCCGGCGGGGCGAAAUAUUAACCAUUGUCAGAAAGGAUGAAGACCAAUGGUGGACGGCAAAAAAUUCAAUAGGGCAAAUUGGACAAAUUCCCGUACCUUACGUGCAAAAGUAUGACGAGAAUGUAGAUGAAACUUUGCUGGAACGGCCGUCUUCAGGGAGUAGCAGUAAUUGUGGCAGUAGCAAUAGUAUCAUUAGACAGCCAAGACUUUCAUGUGGCGGCGAUAUUGUACCAACACCUUCAUCAAUACAUCAACUAAGCAAUACUUUAAAGAAAUCUGAUUUGAACAGAAAAUUGCCAGCAUUUGCUCGAGUUAAGCAGGCUAGAGUUCCCAAUGCUUAUGACAAAACCGCUUUAAAACUAGAAGUGGGAGAUAUAAUAAAAGUCACCAAAACAAAUAUAAAUGGUCAAUGGGAAGGUGAGCAUAAAGGCAAAAAGGGUCACUUUCCUUUUACCCAUGUGGAAUUUAUAGACGAAAGUGAUUUCAGCAGUAAGGAUUCAACGACACCACAACAGCAGUUAGUUGAAGGGCAUACGAUAAACAACACCGAUUGGGGCGAAUAAAAUUUAUUUCGACUUAAUUUUAAACAUUAAUGUAAAUUUUUUUUUUUUUUUUUUUUUUUGAAAAGAAAAACGUGAAAGGCAAACAACAAAACUUAAGUUUUAAUUAGAGCAUUUUGUCACACUUAUUGAAAACAUGUUUUAAAAAUUUUCUUAUAUUUACAUAAAUCUCAUUCAGAAUUAUGAAUAAUUUGUAAAUAA
Lucilia sericata (common green bottle fly) is the source of this 1538-nucleotide messenger RNA. RefSeq names its product adapter molecule Crk (gene Crk). Bases 399 to 1340 code for a protein of 313 amino acids. The transcript has 7 exons. NCBI's taxonomy places the organism in Eukaryota, Metazoa, Arthropoda, Insecta, Diptera, Calliphoridae. The record is from RefSeq and is a predicted model, not a curated record. Gene Ontology annotation, molecular function: protein binding.